AUGCAACUGGUACCGCUUCGUGACGCUGCCCUGGAGAAGGAACUGGCCCGACAGCAGCUGCAUGAAAGACUGCGCCAGCAGUUCACUACACAGGCCAACAAACUGGGUCCCUGGUUGGAGCGCAGCCUAGACAGCCUGUACGCCGCCCAGACAGCCCAAAAUAAACAGCCGCUGGAACAGCAGUUGGUCCAAUUCCGCAAGAUGGACGAGGAAUUCCAAAAGUUGCGCCCUCUCAUCGCCGACAUGGAACGCUGUCACGAGGUGAGCCAGCUCGCAGGCCCCGAAGUGGGAGUCAGGCUU
This is a messenger RNA of Dibothriocephalus latus, 300 nucleotides long. NCBI's taxonomy places the organism in Eukaryota, Metazoa, Platyhelminthes, Cestoda, Diphyllobothriidea, Diphyllobothriidae. The record is from the annotation of a GenBank genome assembly.